Messenger RNA from Cervus elaphus (red deer), 9686 nucleotides. It is a transcript of the gene EGFR, whose product is annotated as epidermal growth factor receptor. NCBI's taxonomy places the organism in Eukaryota, Metazoa, Chordata, Mammalia, Artiodactyla, Cervidae. The record is from RefSeq and is a predicted model, not a curated record. Gene Ontology annotation, cellular component: signaling receptor complex; basal plasma membrane. The transcript is spliced from 28 exons. Gene Ontology annotation, biological process: multicellular organism development; negative regulation of apoptotic process; protein phosphorylation. Bases 139 to 3765 code for a protein of 1208 amino acids. Gene Ontology annotation, molecular function: epidermal growth factor binding; ATP binding; epidermal growth factor receptor activity.
GCGCAGCCUCCGCCCCGGCUCGGUGCGCACGCCCGCGGCCCCACGCGAGCCCUGUCCGUCCUGCGCCGCCGUGUCCCGCGCCGCCGAGACCCGCGCACGGCGGCCGCUGCGUCCCGACCGAGAGCGGAGCCCGGCGCGAUGCGACUCUCCGGGGCGGGCCGCGCGGCGCUCCUGGUGCUGCUGGCCGCGCACUUCCAGGCGAGUCUAGCGCUGGAGGAGAAGAAAGUUUGCCAAGGGACAAGUAACAAGCUCACCCUGUUGGGCACUUUUGAAGACCACUUUCUGAGCCUCCAGAGGAUGUUCAACAACUGUGAGGUGGUCCUUGGGAAUUUGGAAAUUACCUACAUGCAGAGUAGUUACAACCUUUCUUUUCUCAAGACCAUCCAGGAGGUUGCUGGCUAUGUGCUCAUUGCCCUCAACACGGUGGAGAAGAUUCCGCUGGAAAACCUGCAGAUCAUCCGAGGAAAUGUGCUUUAUGAAAGCACCCAUGCCUUAGCGGUCUUAUCCAACUAUGGAGCAAACAAAACCGGACUGAGGGAGCUGCCCUUGAGAAACUUACAGGAAAUUCUGCAAGGUGCCGUGCGAUUCAGCAACAACCCUGUCCUCUGCAACGUGGACACCAUCCAGUGGCGGGACAUCGUCAACCCUGAAUUUCUAAGCAACAUGACAGGGGACUUUCAGAACCAGCUGAGCAACUGCCCGAAGUGUGAUCCAGUCUGUCUCAAUGGAAGCUGCUGGGGUGCUGGGAAGGAGAACUGCCAGAAAUUGACCAAAAUCAUCUGUGCCCAGCAGUGUUCCGGGCGCUGCCGUGGCAGGUCCCCCAGCGACUGCUGUCACAACCAGUGUGCCGCUGGCUGCACGGGGCCGCGGGAGAGUGACUGCCUGGUCUGCCGCAGGUUCCGUGAUGAAGCCACCUGCAAGGACACGUGUCCACCACUCAUGCUCUAUGACCCUACCACCUACGAGAUGAAGGUCAACCCGCUGGGGAAGUACAGCUUUGGCGCCACCUGUGUCAAGAAGUGUCCCCGUAACUAUGUGGUGACCGACCACGGCUCAUGCGUCCGCGCCUGCAGCUCUGACAGCCAGGAGGUAGAAGAAGAUGGUGUCCGCAAGUGUAAAAAGUGUGACGGGCCUUGUGGCAAAGUUUGUAACGGAAUAGGAAUCGGUGAGUUUAAAGGCACACUUUCCAUAAAUGCUACAAACAUUAAACACUACAGAAACUGCACAUCCAUCAGUGGAGAUCUUCAUAUCCUGCCAGUAGCAUUUAAGGGUGACUCCUUCACACAUACUGCUCCUCUGGACCCGAAAGAGCUGGACAUUCUCAAAACUGUAAAAGAAAUUACAGGGUUUUUGCUGAUUCAGGCCUGGCCCGAAAACAGGACUGACCUCGAUGCUUUUGAGAACCUGGAAAUCAUACGUGGCAGAACGAAGCAGCAUGGCCAGUUCUCUCUUGCGGUCGUCGGCCUGAGUAUAACAUCCUUGGGGUUACGCUCCCUCAAGGAGAUAAGCGACGGCGAUGUGAUAAUUUCAGGAAAUCAAAACCUGUGCUAUGCGGACACGAUACGCUGGAAGAAGCUUUUGGGGACCUCAACUCAGAAUGCCAAAAUUUCAAAAAACAGGAGUCAACAAGAGUGCAGCGCCACGGGCCACAUCUGUCACCCUCUGUGCUCAUCAGAGGGCUGCUGGGGACCUGGACCCAAAUACUGCUUGUCCUGUCAGAACUUCAGUCGUGGCAAGGAGUGUGUGGAAAAGUGCAACAUUCUAGAGGGAGAGCCCAGGGAGUUCGUGGAGAAUUCCGAGUGUGUGCAGUGCCAUCCAGAAUGCCUGCCCCAGGCCAUGAAUGUGACCUGCACUGGACGCGGACCAGGCAACUGUGUGAAAUGUGCCCACUACAUUGACGGCCCUCACUGCGUCAAGACCUGCCCUGCUGGAGUCGCGGGAGAGAACGGCACCCUGAUCUGGAAAUUUGCAGAUGCCAGUCAUGUGUGUCACCUCUGCCACCCCAACUGCACCUAUGGCUGUACAGGGCCAGGUCUCAAAGGCUGUGCAGCAGAUGGGCCCAAGAUCCCGUCCAUCGCCACGGGCAUCGUGGGCGGCCUGCUGCUGGCGCUGCUGCUGGCCCUGAGCGUCGGCCUCUUCAUGCGCAGGCGCCACAUCGUGCGCAAGCGCACUCUGCGCCGGCUGCUGCAGGAGCGAGAGCUCGUGGAGCCUCUGACGCCCAGCGGAGAAGCUCCCAACCAAGCUCUCUUGAGGAUCUUAAAGGAAACAGAAUUCAAAAAGAUCAAGGUGUUGGGCUCAGGAGCAUUCGGCACCGUGUACAAGGGACUCUGGAUCCCAGAAGGCGAGAAGGUUAAAAUUCCUGUAGCUAUCAAGGAGUUAAGAGAAGCCACAUCUCCAAAAGCCAACAAGGAAAUUCUCGAUGAGGCCUAUGUGAUGGCCAGCGUGGACAACCCCCACGUGUGCCGCCUGCUGGGCAUCUGCCUGACCUCCACAGUGCAGCUCAUCACACAGCUCAUGCCCUUCGGCUGCCUGCUCGACUACGUCCGCGAGCACAAGGACAACAUCGGCUCCCAGUACCUGCUCAACUGGUGUGUGCAGAUCGCAAAGGGCAUGAAUUACCUGGAAGACCGGCGCUUGGUGCACAGGGACCUGGCGGCCAGGAACGUGCUGGUGAAGACGCCGCAGCACGUGAAGAUCACAGACUUUGGGCUGGCCAAGCUGCUGGGUGCCGAGGAGAAGGAGUAUCACGCAGAAGGAGGCAAGGUCCCUAUCAAAUGGAUGGCUUUGGAAUCAAUUUUACACCGAAUUUAUACCCAUCAGAGUGAUGUCUGGAGCUAUGGAGUCACUGUUUGGGAGUUGAUGACCUUUGGAUCCAAGCCGUACGAUGGAAUCCCUGCGAGUGAGAUCUCAACUGUCCUGGAGAAAGGAGAGCGCCUCCCGCAGCCACCCAUCUGCACCAUCGACGUCUACAUGAUCAUGGUCAAGUGCUGGAUGAUAGAUGCAGACAGUCGCCCAAAGUUCCGUGAGUUGAUCCUUGAAUUCUCCAAGAUGGCCCGAGACCCCCAGCGCUACCUUGUCAUCCAGGGGGAUGAGAGAAUGCAUUUGCCAAGCCCUACAGACUCCAACUUUUACCGCGCCCUGAUGGAUGAGGAGGACAUGGAGGACGUUGUGGAUGCUGAGGAGUACCUCAUCCCCCAGCAGGGCUUCUUCCACAGCCCCGCCACCUCCCGGACGCCCCUCCUCAGCUCUCUGAGCGCCUCCAGCAACACUCCCACUGUGACUUGCGUUGAUAGAAACGGGAGCUACCCUCUCAAGGAAGAUAGCUUCCUGCAGCGCUACAGCUCCGACCCCACUGGUGCCCUCACCGAGGACAGCAUGGACGACGCCUUCCUCCCAGCCCCCGAAUAUGUAAACCAGUCUGUUCCCAAAAGACCCGCAGGCUCUGUCCAGAACCCUGUCUAUCACAAUCAGCCUCUAUAUCCAGCCCCUGGCAGAGACCCUCAGUACCAAACUUCACGCAGCCACGCCGUGGACAACCCUGAGUAUCUCAACACCACCCAUCCAGCCUGUGUCAAUGGUGUACUCGACGGCCCUGCCCUCUGGGCUCAGAAGGGCAGUUACCAAAUUAGCCUAGACAACCCUGACUACCAGCAGGCCUUCUUUCCCAAGGAAGCCAAGUCGAAUGGCAUCUUUAAGGGGCCUGCAGCUGAAAAUGCAGAAUACCUGCGGGCAGCACCAGCAGGCAGUGACUUUACUGGGGCCUGACCAUGGAGGACAACAUCAGCCAUAAACUUCCAGCCCCUUCAGCCCCCAGGACCAAGCCAUGGCAGCUGUUGAGUCCUGACCACCAUGCCGACAUUAACUCUUGGACCCAUGGACUGGUUUGUCCAUAUUUGCCCUGAUCAGCCCACCUUUCAACCAAGAAGUGCCCCCGACUCAGAUGCGCUUUGCAGAGUUGCAGGGACUUUCCUUUGUCUUCAAACUGUGAGGCUUCCACAAAAGGCAUCCAGAAACAAUGUUGUCCGUUUGGGCAGAAGUUCACCUUCCAGUGAGGUAUAUUUGAAAAAUACUAAAUAUGUGUAAGGAGUUUUAUUGCUUAGGAGCAUCUGGGGUUUUUUCAUUGACACUGAUUUUACUCUUAAUGAGCUUUUCUAAUAAGGAAAAAGCUUGCUCGUAGCACCUGUGGUACCGAGUUGACCCAGGCCCAACUGUGACUGAGACGCAUGGGCCAGCCUUCCAGCCAGCACUUGAUUCCAUUGGCUCUGCUUGGAGACUCCUCCACUGCAAGACAGCUGAAUAACCAGCCAGUCCUCUGGGUCCUCAGCGGGCCACAUUGGUACUAUAUCCGAUCAAGGCAGGUACAAGACAAUAAGCCACUUUGAACUCUUCCUGAGCAAGGAAGAAACAGAGGGAGUAGAAAUCUUCCUCAGACUUCCUUUUAUAUAGAUGUCUCCACGGUACUCUCUCUCCUUUGGGUGACCAGUGUUUUCUAAUUAUAAGUAUUAGACUUGUUUAUUUUUCCAUUCCAUAGUUUUGAAACCCAGUAUGUUUUCCCUAUACAGCAAAACGGUAACCACGGUCAGCAUAUAUGUGAUUCAUUGGCAUUCAGACCAUUGCCUUUAAUUGAGAUGGAAUGACAGCACGAAAAAGGAACAAAUCCCCCAAAUUUGAGUCUUAGAGGAAAUAUAUCAAGUCUUUGGAGGUUGGGGGACACAUGUCUGUCUGAAGACUGCAUAUGUGAUGCUGCUCUUGAAACUCUCUUAGCUCCCCCAACGCUCCCCCCGACACACACACACACACAGGUUUAGGCUACUCCUAGAAGAUAAUUAUUUUACUCCAAGGGUUUUUUUACUCAAAAGGCACUUUGCUCCUCACUGGGAGGCUGCCCAGAUCCCUCCUUGCCCUUGGUGAGUUGCAGGGUCCAGGCGCGGGGGUGUGCAGGAGUGCCUCACCACGAUGGCACUCUUCACAGGUGAAUAGAGACUGCAUCAUGUGUCACAUGGAAAUCAGGUAAAUACGAAAUCUGACUUUGAAGUUGAUGAUAACGCCUUCAUAACAUCUCCAGGUGCGUGGGCAGAAGAAAACAAUUCCCUCUUAAAAUAGCUGCCUGUAAUUGGAGGACCCUCUACUUAGGACACAAGCUUUUUCUCAUCUGUGGUUUCCCAUCAGAUCCGUGUUUCUCACCCCAAACCCUGAAUGUUACAUAGCUCUUUGUAGACAGUGUUGUAAACACUUUUAGUCAGCAUCCAUCUCAGCCAGGAAGAAGUGUUUCAGACAGUAUUUUCAGUCCAUGGUUUUAUUCAGCUCCCCACUUCCCCCACACACACAAUUUUCCUUUAGCUUUUAAAUUAUUUACUGACUCAGGUGGAUCAGGGCCCCGCAGUUUUGCUAUCAAAGUAUUUAAUUUUGUCUCAGUAGAAAUAUAAACUAUAUUCAGUUCCAUCAUGUUGCACACUUUAACACCUUACCAGCCUGGCAUAGGUAUUAAAGAUAAAAAAUAAAUCGUAGUACCUGAUUCCACAAGAUUCACAGUUUAGCGAUGAAAAUUGACUCACAAAUACUAGCCUGAAAAUGACAUGACAGAUGCCAGGCCAGACUGGUCAGCCCAGCACGGCAACAACACAGGGUGCCUGGGGUGCAGGGGCCAUGGAGUCGGGUCAGAGGACCUCUGGGGCGCCAGCCAGCAAGGAUUGGAAAGUGCAGCGGAGGGAGCCCGGCCCCGAAAGUGUCCCCCAGAGAAGCCUCUCCUCAGCAGCUCCACAGGCGCCGCCGCCCCUUCAAGCCUGGCGUUAGGCUUGGCACGUUCCCCAAGCGCCCUUCCGGUCCAUCCCCACCGGGGGUUUAAAAAUGAUUCGUGAAAAGAUUAUACAACGUCUCUCAGAAUCUGAAAUUUUAUGUCCUUGUCAGCAAACCACGCUCAUUAUUCAUUCACCUCAGAGCAUAGUGCUUUAGCCAGAUACGCAUCCAGCACUGAGAAACAGGGUGACCCACAUUCUUCUAUCACCAGUUUGUCAGGAGACAGAUGAUGAGGGAGCCCCACAACAUCCUGGUCAAUUGCAGCAGUAAGAGCUUAGUAUUUUUGUAAUUUGAAAUGUUUUACUGUAACAUAAUAAAGUAGAGAGAACUAUUCAAGAUUUUUCUUCUUUGUAUUUCAAUGUCCUGGCAUAAAAUCUACUCACUAAAUUUUCUUAAACAUUGUGUUCCCACCAGUUUUCUCGCUGUGUCUGUCCAGGGAGGUUCCCAGGGUCUGUAGACUCUCAAGAGCCUAAGAGGGCAGAGCCUGAGUCCAGGUCCGGGGCCCCCUGGACAGUCAGGAGAGGAGCUCUCACACGGCGGGGCUCUGAGGGGCCGCUGAAAGCUUCACCCUCACCCUUUCGGCUUCUGCUCGUGGACACCAAGCCCUGAGUCCCCACAGGGAGCCUGUCUGCUGUUUCCCCCCCAGCCAGUCCCUGGAGCAUUUCCCCAGAGCCCAGUCAAGCCAGGCCUUCAGAAACAGGUCAGGGAAGGUUAAGAGUGAGAGGCUGUUCACAGCUGACCCUUGAACCUCAUGAGUUUGAACCGUGUGGGUCCACUUAGACACAGAUUUCUUCAAUAGCAGACACAACAGGCCACAUGAGCACCAGUCAGCCGAAUUCACGAUUAAAGAACCAGAAGCUCCGGAGAGCCAACUGUCCACAGUUAUAGGCGAGUCCACUGCUCAGAGGGUCAGGGCCCCGACCUGGGCUGUUCUAGAGUCAGCUGUCCAGUGGGCCGUACAUACAUCUUACCACAUCAUCUUUAAGGAGGCUCUGUUGUCUCACACUAUGAAAAAUAGUUCUGUCACCUCAAGAUAGAGAUGAAUCUUCCAAACUCUAAAUUUGCCCAGAGUUCAGGUUGUCACUGAUUUACAACUAGGAGCACAGUGGAGGGUGCAGAUUACAUUCCAGUUGAUGACAAGGCUUAGAGGUUUGUUGAAAGUUCUUAAUUUUGAGCUUUAGCCUUCCCCUGUCAAAACUGCAGAGAUGCAUGAACCAUGAAGUGCAGAAGCAGACAGGCAGUGGUUCUCAGGCUGACUGCCCUUGGGUGUCUCCUCGGUCCCAACCAAAAAGACUCUGAAUUUGUCUCAGCUGCAGCCUGGGCCGGGCGCUUCUCAGAGCCCCCCUGGUGACUCUGAUGGGCAUCAAAGUUUGGGCAGCAGCUGUGUAAAGAAAAUGGCCUUCAGGGAGACUCGGGCCUGGGCUGACGGCCUCGUGGCGCGCUAGGCGAGGUCUGGGGCUACAGGACGGGCUGUCGGGCCGUAGUGACACCGUGUGCACGGCCCAUCAGGGCUGACUGUGAGCUCGAAAGGACCAGUUUAAUCUAAUUCCAGGGGCUCCCCAUGUGGUUCUAAUGGACACCCAGAGUGGAAACCCUCAGCUCAGGUCACCUUCCCUUGUACUAGCCUAUGCAUCAACACUGUGCCCCCCAUCAGGGCAGAAUCAGAUGAUGUGUGUGGAAGAGGUUCCCGAGGCAGCACCAGAAUGACCACCGCCCUGGUGUGCCUGGAGCCUCGGCUGCUGCUGGCCGUUCCAAAGCCCCUAAUUCCUUGUCACCAGCAGCUAACUCACCUCAAAAGUGGCAGAUACCCCAAAUCUGAGCCUUGAGAAAGCCCUAGAUGGUUUAUUUUCUAAGAAGUUGGUUUAAAAAUCCCAUCUCCUGCUACAGGGAACAAGCUGUUCACCUCAGUGACGGCUCUUGAAGUUGCCCUUAAUGUCUGUUCUGCAUUUAUUACUUGGUGACAAGCACAUUAUUGCAAUGUAAUGAUCUUUGUUUUCCUUGCUGGGGCUGUAAAACGUUACUGAAUAGAGUCUCUUGCCUCUAGUCAUAUCAGCCAUAUCAGGGGCACACAUUUUUGUUCUAUAAAAGACACAUUCCAACAGGAUUUUUAAAUGUAAGUCUAUUUUUGUAACUUUUUAGACCACUGAGCUUUGUAAGGUAUAUUUUUAGGAAAACUCAUUUUUCUACUAAAGGAAAUAGUUUACUUCAGAAAGACUGCAAGAAAAUCAAAAUUUGAAACCGAGAUUGUUGUUUAAACAAUUUUAACGUUUAACAGUUACAAUUGUUGUUUAAAGGGAUUUAACUGAAGCAAGAGAAAAGUCUCUAUCAUAAAAAGGCACAAUGUCAUUGCAGAACUGGCCUAGGCUGUUGCCCUGAUGAAGAGGAGAGUCAUUUUUAUAUUUAUAAAAUGAGAAAAGGAUGCAAUUACAUUUAGUUUCUUUAUCUGAAUCAGGUUCAUUUGACUCUGGGGCAAUUCAGUGGGAAAGAACCACUGUCUAUUACAACUAAUAGACAACAUCAGCUUCAUGCUGUACACCACUCAUCUGCCGAUGGGACUCUGUAAAUGUAAGGAAAACAAUAACAGAGCUCUCUGUUGGUUUAUGUGUACCAAUCUGACUGAUAUAGAUUAUUUUUGUGUUUACAGUUGAUACACAUUUACAAUAUAGACCAGAAAUAUCCGCAGAGCCCUAAUGUUUAGCAUGUUUGAUGAACACCACCAGCAGUUUUCCAAACUAAGCAUAGCCAUCCUAGCGAUGGGGUUUUUAUCUCAGGCUGCACGGUGACACCGUGGUGGUGGGGGAAGGGGAGCUUUUGAAAAUCUUGAGGCCCAACAGUGCCUCAGGCCAGUGAAACCCAGGAUUUAUACUUUGUAAAGCUCCUAAAAUCAUUCUGAUGUACAGCCGAAGCUGAGAACCACCAGCCUAGGGAUUCGCCACAGGUGUAUGGACUUGCAGGUAGAUGAUCCAAGUGUAGGAAUGUCAGCAUUGGGCGAACUCUUAAGCACGAAGACCCCUGCAUCCGUCACUGUGGAUCAGGACCCUGAAUGGAUGGGGAGAGGGCCUAAUCCAUUGAUGAAAAAGAAAUGUAAAACAGACCCCUUCUUCCAUGUCCUCUGUCAAAGGUAGACGGAUAGCAAGCAUCCUUGCUACUUGUCCACCAUCUGACUGCCCUGCCUCCAGCCACUACGCAGCCAUCACUGCCCAGGGAGGAAGGAAUAUACAUAUAUCCUAUAUGUAUAUAGGACAAAAACUGAAGCAAUGACUAGUAUUAUUUUCUCUUCCACAAGUUCAAUAUGCCCUCUGAGGUUACAAUUCCUGUCUGAAUUGCCAGCAGAAGUACCAAGAAUCCCUACUGUGUCACCUGGUAGAUAAAACUGUACAUUUUUAGGUGCAUUUACUUAUUUUUUUCUUAAAGAAAUCCUUUUGACUUAAUUUGGCUACAAAGUAAUCUUGCUGUAAGAUUUGAAAUUUUGGAAAGGAAGACGUACUGUGGAUCUGAUGAUAUAUUAGAGGUGAUGAUGUAAUCAAGUACCCUCAGGCAGCAGUAAUUUCAUUUUUAAACAAGUAAGCAAUAGCUGUAUAGCCUCUAAUAUAUGGUACAUUUUAACAUUAUAACGUUUUUCUGUGAUGAAAUCAAUAUUUGUACAAAUGGAAAGCAAGAUUCUCUUUUAUAUGGUUUACACUGUUGAUCAAAACAUGUUGAUUGUAUAUGGAGUAUUAAAAACUAGAUGUAUACUAUUCAUGUUCUUUGCUCAUAAGUAUCUUAUAAAAACAUUGUAUUCUUGUUAACAAUGCAGUGUUGAUAAUAGUUAUUAAUCAUAUCUGACCUACUGUAGAUGUCCUUUCCUGACAACUUUUUAAAGUUAAUUAAUAAACUUUAUUUUUAGAGCA